UAGUAUAGAUGGUGUGCAGUGCAGAGACCACUAAAUCCCAAGAUCCACAAGUGACAAACUAAGUCAUUUCUCUCUUUCUUAUCUCUACCAUAAGUUUAAACUCUCUCUUAUCUCUAACUCUAUAUUCCAUAUAAAUGCAAUAAACGUGAGUAGCAGACUAACAGUCAUUAAGUUUGAUUAGCUCAGAUUCAGCUCAUGUAACGUCCUAAAUUAGGUCAGAUUCAGUGAUCAGUGAUAAGUACUCCAAGAGAGAAUUAUUAAGAUGUUGUUGUUGUCGUCUACAGUUUCUUUCAUGCUAUUUUUUCUUCUCCUUGUGUUAUCGAUUCAUAUGAAUGAAGCUCUUGGUGCUCAAAUUGAAAUCCGCAAACUCGGCUAUAAAUUACAGCGUUCAAGUAAUGCAGAAGAGACGAUGGUGAUGAGGUGGAACUUGGAAGGCAAUGGCUUCGUAACUUCCAAAAUAGAUGCUCCACCAAGCGCAUCGAGACAUUGCGGGGGAGGUAAACGUUUUGAGAACAUGGCGACCAUUGAUCGUCAUGAUGAUCAGUUCAGUCCACUUCCAGGAGGCGACUCGUCCUCCCUCUGUAUAAGGUGCGUUACCACCCAACGUUGUGUAGGGGCCGUAGGCGCCCCACCCUCGACGUACACGUGCACUAUCAUCUCGAAACAGUGUGAAAAUAUACCUGGCCAUUGAUCAGGUCAUAACUUUGAAUACACAUCUAUCUAUAUAUAUGAAUGUAUGUACUAAAGUCGUAGUUGGUUUGCUUUUUCUAUCUUUCUUCGUUUCAUAUGAUUGGGGGUUGCAAUAUAUUUUUUAUAGAUUUAUCCAAUGUAAAAUUAAUACAUGUAUAUGAUAAAUACUAUGUAUCUGUUGAACAUAGUGAGUAGGAAGUAGGAACAAUGAUUAUAAUAUACUGUAACAGUUUUAUCCACGGACA
This is a messenger RNA of Arabidopsis lyrata subsp. lyrata, 935 nucleotides long. RefSeq lists its product as uncharacterized. The record is from RefSeq and is a predicted model, not a curated record. NCBI's taxonomy places the organism in Eukaryota, Viridiplantae, Streptophyta, Magnoliopsida, Brassicales, Brassicaceae. Bases 263 to 691 code for a protein of 142 amino acids. The transcript has 2 exons.